Cydia pomonella (codling moth) is the source of this 2748-nucleotide messenger RNA. Its product is annotated as facilitated trehalose transporter Tret1-like. The transcript has 9 exons. Bases 672 to 2078 code for a protein of 468 amino acids. NCBI's taxonomy places the organism in Eukaryota, Metazoa, Arthropoda, Insecta, Lepidoptera, Tortricidae. Gene Ontology annotation, molecular function: transmembrane transporter activity. Gene Ontology annotation, cellular component: membrane. Gene Ontology annotation, biological process: transmembrane transport. The record is from RefSeq and is a predicted model, not a curated record.
UCGUAGCGCAAAAAUAAUCAAAUUUUCGUUCCUCUUUAGGAAACCCUGAAAUAAUAUUAAACAAACAUACAAAAGAAAAAAAAAACAUAAUGGCAGAAUUUUGCUUAUAGGUUUUUUUAUGGUUCGUUACAGGCCUAGGUGUGUAAUGCUGUAUGAAAUUCCUUUACAUAUCAUCUUUACCCAUCGCACCUGAUAUGUAGUAUUUCCGGACCUAAUUUGAAGUAAGUUUAGUCAUGUCAACAUUUCAUUAUAAGUUUGGAAGAUAAUAUUUACUUACUUAUCCGGAAAGAAAAAUGGGGGCUAUGUUUGUAUAAAAAGGCGAAUUCCACUUCCGUUCUAAUUAUUACCUACAGCCAGAUCAAUUUGUUUAUUUUCCGCGUAAGUGCUAGGUACUGAACAUGUGCGGUCAUUCACACGCGAAUAAUCUGCAUCGUCUGUGGCAAUCCUCAUCUCACAUGACCGCUGCUGACGCAGAUGGAAGCUGAUUUCAAGAGCACCGGCCAUCAAAACAGGUGGUGAGACUCCGAUGCGUCGCAGUCCGCGCCUGUGGUGAGGAGCUGCCGGUCCUCCACCUCCAUAACAAUAUACACUUAGUACAUAGUAAGCAUCGCGAGUGUCAAUGAAUGUCAGUGAAGCUGUGAUUGCUCGGUUUUGUUUGUGCCAGUGACAACAUGAUUAAAAUAUCAACAGCCUUUUUAAAACAGUUAUGGCUGACAUUUGGCGCUUCGCUGGCAUUUUUAAUCAUCGGCCUAGUGAGAGGGUACUCCGCGUCUGCUCUGCCGUCCAUCGAGGCUGUUGAACCCAAUCUCAUCCAGACCAGUGAACAAAAAUCCUGGAUAGGAGCCAUUCCCCCGCUCGGCGCGUUCGUGGGCAGCAUGAUGUCGGGCGUGAUCAUGCAGCAUGCAGGCCGCAAGCGCACGCUGCAGAUGGCCGCGCCGCUGUGGGUCGCCGGCUGGCUGCUGCUCGGCUUCGCGCCGUCUUUCGAGCUCGUCCUCGUCGCUCGCUUCAUUGACGGGCUCUGCGUCGGCUUCACGCUGGCCCCCGCGCAAGUUUACGUGAGCGAGUGCUGCGACCCGGAAAUCCGGGGGAGGCUGGGGUCCCUGCCCACUCUCUCCAUGUCUCUGGGCAUCGUCUUAUCAUAUGUCGCGGGCAAUUGGCUUUCCUGGAGGCACCUGGCGUUCUUCUCCGCUACAUUCUGCGGUGCUCUGUUUCUGGUCCUCCUGCCGCUGCCCGAGUCGCCUGUAUGGCUGGAAUCGAGGGGUCUGGACUCCACGGCUGCAAAGAAAUGGCUUCAUCUCUCUUCGCGAGCCACAGCUGUGGUCAAGGACGAUGUGCCAGAGAAGUCGGGCGCGGAGGCACCGGAGUCGGCCCCGCCGAGCCUGUUCACGCGCGAGGUCUUCUUCUCGUCUUCAGUCAUCAAGCCUCUCAUCGUGGGCUUCUCGCUCCUCUUCUUCCAGCAAUUCAGUGGGAUCGACGCCGUCAUAUUCUUCACUGUUGAAAUUUUCCAAAGUGCAGGAAGCACUCUGAAUCCUAUGAUGGCGACGAUUAUAGUCGGCGUUGUGCAGCUGGUGUGUAACGGAGUAAGCACCAUGGUGGUGGACCGUGCAGGCCGGCGGCCGCUGCUGCUGUUGUCUGGUGCAGUUAUGUGUGCCUCCAUGUUGGCCAUGGGCACCGCUUACUACAUGGAACUGCAGCAUUCGGCGUGGCUUGGGUACCUCCCAGUGGGUAGUUUAGUGGUGUUCAUGAUUGGCUUCUCGCUCGGGUUCGGCGGGCUGCCCUUCCUGCUGCUGGGCGAGUUGUUCCCCGCGCACCACCGCUCGCAGCUCUCCGCCAUGGCGAGCGCCGUCAACCUGCUAUCUAUGUUCACCGUUAUCAAAUCUUUCCAUGCGUUAGAGAGUGUGCUGACAUCUGCCGGCACCUUCUGGAUGUACGCGUGCUUCUGCGCGCUGGCGUUCUUCUUCGUGCUAUUCAUGGUGCCCGAGACCAAGGGCAAGUCGCUGGCCGAGAUCGAGGAGCACUUCCGCGGUAACAAGAAAUCCGACGCGGUCAAAUUACAGAAAAUCUCCACUAUAGCGUAGGGACGACAUACUAGGAAAUAAGUAGGAAAUGUUAUUGAUGGAAAUUAUACCAUUAGCCUAGCGGCCCACCAUACCUACAAUAAAUAUUGGUAGUCAAAUUUGAAUCAAUAGUAUUAGAGAAUAGAAUUGAAUUUGUUUUGAUAUAAAUUGAACGAUUUGAAAUAAAAGCCCCUGUUCAAUUUAAUAUAUAAUUAAAUGUCAUUGCAAGUAGGUAACUAAUUAGUACUAGUAUUAGGACCGGGGGACGCUAGAGGUUACAUUUUUGUCCGUUUACUUUUGAUAGGUAUAUGGAAGUUCUUUAAUAUCACAAAGUUAGGUAUUAUAUAAUACAAUAUAAAUCAACCUUAUAACACACCUUAAACAUUUAAAAAAAUCAUGAAGAAUACGAGUAGAAACAACAGGCGAGAGUUGAACUAUUUGAAAUCCGAAUGAUGAAUUGUUCACCUUUUAUCAAAUGUACUUUAAUUUUACAAUGGUAUAUAGAUUUUCAGACCGUGUAUUAUAAAUUAAUUUGUUUGUUUUCGAAGUUCGUUUGGUAUAAAGUUAUGUGAAUCGAAAAUUUACUGUAGAAAUUAACAAUUGCGAGUGUGAAUGAUAGGAAUGUAAUUGUAUCUGUUCACGGCCAUUAUUGAGUUUCGUUCUCUAAAGUACCUACAGUAUAAAAAUAAAA